GAAUAGGCCCCAAGGGCUUUGGACUAGCACUGGUUGGAAAAAUAUUGUAGCCAAGUUUGAAGCCAAAACUAGUGACAAGCGAACAAAGAUACAAUUGAAGAACAAAUUAGACAACUUAAAAAAAAGAAUAUGUUUGGUUCAUGGAGUUAAAGAAUUAUGCUACUGGACUUGGAUGGGAUGCAGCAAAGGGGACUGUUGAUUGCCCCAAGGAAUGGUGGGAUGAACACCUUGCUAGGUGUAAUAAUCGUGAAAAAGGCCUUAAAUGUAACCAUGUGAGGUUCAGAAAACAAGGACCGAAGUACCUUGAUGAUCUUGAUCUGAUUUUCGGCAAGGUACAUGUGACUGGGGCCACUGCAGCUGGUCCUGGUGAUAUAUCUUCUGAUGAGAGUGAUGAGGACGUGGCCGAGGUGCCAAAACCUCCACCUAAGGAUGAUGUGAAGCUGGCUGAUUUGAAGAAAAAAGGGAAAAAGAAACGCAAGAGCUCCUGUACUGUUGCUGAAACCAAAGAAGAGAAGAGUCCAUUUUAUCGAAUGUACAAAAACACAUGUUUGAAAAUAGAAAGUGCAGCAGAUAGGAUCUCAAGUGUAUCUGCCACCUCAGCUUCUCCCACUAAUGUUGUCCCCACCAUUGGAUAG
Molecule: messenger RNA, 635 nt
Organism: Sorghum bicolor (sorghum)
Lineage: Eukaryota; Viridiplantae; Streptophyta; Magnoliopsida; Poales; Poaceae
Exons: 2
Coding region: 141-635 (164 amino acids)
Source: RefSeq, a predicted model, not a curated record